CACUGGGAUCACUGGAGCUACAGCUAGAGCUGGAGCUGGAGCUGUAGAUAGAGAUAGAGAUAGAGAUAGAGAUAGAGAUAGAGAUAGAGAUAGCGAGACAAGAGCACUCACUGCUGACGGAUCAUGCUUAUGGGCUUUUUCCUGGAUCUCUUUGCUUGCCGCAGAUUCCGCGGCGACGCCCCCCCGAUGGACGUGCCACCACCUCUGACUGUAAUGGUGGCACCAACGCCGUUCCCGGAGGCUGUGGUUGUGGAGCCACCCAUGGGGUAUUCCCAUCCCGCCAUCGAGGAAGAGCAGGUCCAGGAACUGGAAGUGGAUGACAGCUACGAGGGCUAUGAUGAUCCACGGCUGCCCGAGCUCAUAAUCUAACAGAUGCCGCAUGCUACUACCUGCCACAAUCCCACAUGCCACACCUCAUCCCACUUCCCCUGCGCUCCAUUCAUUUGGCUUAAUUAAAACUCUUUUGCAAUAAUCCAAUUACGGGCAAAAGGCAAAAACCAAAUGACAACAAAUGGCAUAAUGGCCAGACAUUUGCCAUAAAACUCUCUCUAUGAAAAAAAAAAACAAAAAACAAAACACACAAUCAAAUGUAUCCAAUAGAAAUCGAGCGGGCACGUUGGGAGUCGCAGCUAGCGUCCCGGCUCUACAUUCACCCUGCACCGGGAAGAGUCUGCGAAACGCGUGGCCUGCUGAUCUGCUAGAUACGGUUCUUCUCUA
Drosophila miranda is the source of this 717-nucleotide messenger RNA. RefSeq lists its product as uncharacterized. NCBI's taxonomy places the organism in Eukaryota, Metazoa, Arthropoda, Insecta, Diptera, Drosophilidae. The coding region runs from base 124 to 369 and encodes 81 amino acids. The record is from RefSeq and is a predicted model, not a curated record. The transcript has a single exon.